Funneliformis geosporum is the source of this 273-nucleotide messenger RNA. Lineage: Eukaryota; Fungi; Glomeromycota; Glomeromycetes; Glomerales; Glomeraceae. The record is from the annotation of a GenBank genome assembly.
AUGAAUGGUAACGGAAGCAUUGAAAAUCUGGAAAUUCUUAAAGGAGCAAAAGGAAAUAUUAGUUUGAUAGUUACAACUCUUGAAGUGAAAACUCUUGAAACAAAGAUUGACAUGAUUGAAAAUGCGAGCAAAGAAGCGCUUACACCUCUUGAAAUAAAGAGAUUGGAAAGAUUAGAAAAUCAAUUCUAUAAAUUUUCCGAAGAUAUGGGACAUAUAAAAGCACUCUUAACGAAAGUCUACAGAAAUAAUGUGUUGGAUAUCGCAAACUCAUAG